Trichophyton rubrum CBS 118892 is the source of this 1302-nucleotide messenger RNA. RefSeq lists its product as uncharacterized. The record is from RefSeq and is a predicted model, not a curated record. The coding region runs from base 1 to 1302 and encodes 433 amino acids. Gene Ontology annotation, biological process: tRNA methylation. Gene Ontology annotation, cellular component: tRNA (m1A) methyltransferase complex. Lineage: Eukaryota; Fungi; Ascomycota; Eurotiomycetes; Onygenales; Arthrodermataceae. The transcript has 4 exons.
AUGGCAUCUGUUGCACAUUUUUCUCGUCGCUUAUUUACAACCUCGAGAUCUCCUCUGUUAAGUCAUGCGCGGCCACUUAAAACCAACUUUGGGAUUUUUCAAGAGGGUGAUAGGGUAGUAUUAAACACGACGAAGGGCGUCACCCUGACGAAACCGCUUAAGAAAGACCAAAAAAUCGACGUACGCGGUGGGUAUAUCGAGCAUAACCACAUCAUUGGUAAAGGCGCCAGAGAUGUUGUACGGACACAUAACGGUCGUGGUGAUUUCCGAAUAACUCAACCAACCCUCGACGAAUAUGUAUCCCUCACCCGACGACUUGUCACUCCGGUAUAUGCGGCGGAUGCGAACUUAAUAGUUUCGCUCCUGGAUAUCCACACACAACCUCCAUCCGGAGACGAACAACAUGGUGAACCUCUAGAGAUUCUAGAGGCUGGGACAGGUCAUGGUUCUCUGACGCUACAUCUUGCAAGAGCUAUAAAUGGAGCAAACACUUGCCCGCCGCCCAUCCCACAAGCUACACAACGGACAAUUCUGGACCCACAGAGUCAAGCUCAGGACACAGCCGAAGUAACAGAGGAGGAGAAUAUCAAGCAGAAAGACUGGGAUACAUGGAGGACUAAACGCAAUGCGAUUCUUCACACAGUCGAGAUUUCACCCAAGGUGUCCGCUCAUGCCGAGAAAGUGGUCCGGGGUUUUAGACGAGGCAUUUACACAGGGAGUGUAGAUUUUUACGUUUCUAGCGCAGAGGGUUGGAUUCAGCACCAGAUUGAAAGCCGAAGCUCGAAACUUCCCCCCGGAGAAAAGCUAAAGCCAUUCCUAUCAUACGCACUACUAGACAUGCCAUCAGCAGAAAAGCGCAUUCCUGAAGUUGCGCGUGUUCUUAAGACUGAUGGAGUACUGGCAGUUUUUACACCAAGUAUCACCCAAAUUGGGGACUGCGUUCAACUAAUUAAAGACCAGCAUCUACCUCUUGUCUUAACAAAGUCAGUGGAACUUGGAAUGGGGAUCAGUGGCGGGAGACUUUGGGAUGUUCGGCCUGCAGUUAUAAGGGCAAGCUUGAAAAAUCGGGAUGAUGCAGAAGAGCCGACGAAUGAGGAGCUAGACAGCCUGGUUGAUACUUCAGCUGCUAACAACCAAACGCACUACGCAAAAGAAGAAGAUGGCAGCUUCCAGUCAUCACAAGAGAGUGGGCUUGGAGGAGAGAACCAGUCCGUCAAGCAUGUGAUGGUUUGCCGGCCCAAAGUUGGAGAGAGAAUUGUGGGCGGCGGCUUUGUUGGAAUAUGGAGAAUGGGAAAGGCUUGA